This is a messenger RNA of Manihot esculenta (cassava), 672 nucleotides long. Its product is annotated as CASP-like protein 4D1. NCBI's taxonomy places the organism in Eukaryota, Viridiplantae, Streptophyta, Magnoliopsida, Malpighiales, Euphorbiaceae. The transcript is spliced from 3 exons. The coding region runs from base 25 to 600 and encodes 191 amino acids. The record is from RefSeq and is a predicted model, not a curated record.
GCAGAAAUUUCAAUUGAAAGGAUUAUGGCAUCCCAAGGUAUAACCAUAUCAGCCUCAACCCUUGCAUUGAGGAUCUUGACUCUGUUGGCUUUGGUUGCUUGUGUGGCGUUAUUUAUCGUCAACUCUGCCUCUGUCACAGUCGUUAUAGAGGAUUUAACCUUGAGCAAUGAACCCACCAAAAUCACUUUCAAGGAUUAUAUUGCUUACAGGUUCGUGGUCUCUACAGCAGUUAUUGGAACAGCAUAUACAAUGUUGCAGCUACCUUUUGCUCUGAACUAUGCCUGUACUGGAAAGAGAAUGAUGCAAUGCUUGCCAGAAUUCGACUUCUAUGGAGACAAGGUGAUCAGCUUCCUUCUUGCCACCGGAGUUGGUGCUGGUUUUGGUGUCAGUUUUGAGUUGAAGUCUUUUGCUAAGGAUUUAUUUAAAGCUAUUGAAGAUCCCACUGUUCCAGAUAUACAAGAAUCUAAAGCUAGUUAUAGCAGAUUCUUUAACAGAGGAAUUAUUGCUAGUGCUGUUUUGUCCGUGGGAUUCCUUUGCAUGGCUACAAUUUCAGUCCUAUCAUCUAUCAACCGAACAGGAAAGAAGGGUUUCUUCAACUGAUAUUUUCGUAAACUAUACAAAUAUAUGUAUCUUUACAUGUAUUACACAAUAAAUAAUUGAUGGUUCAUUCAA